UAAGCGCUGUCGCAACUAGCGUUGUCGCAAAAUCACUAACCCAGGGUUCAGUUUCCGGCACAGAGGAACACGUGUGUGUUUGUGUGUGUGUUCUCUUUAAUAAGCGAGCAGAUAUUCAGAGCGAUGGCAAAGAGUUUGCGCAGUAAGUGGAGGAGGAAGAUGAGAGCGGAGAAGAGGAAGAAGGUCGCUCCGAAGGAACUGGCUCGACUCAAAUCCACUCUGGGUCAGGGAGAAAACGGAGAGAUCACCAUGAAGGACAUGGCCGAGAUCGCGACUGUGGUUCCUGUUCAUAAACUGAAGCAGAAAUCAGAAGACGUGGAGAUGAAGACAGAGGAAGACGGACCGAGUAAAAUGGAGAUGGACAGUAAGCGCAGUAAGAAGACGAUGCUGGAUGAGCACGGACAGUACCCCAAGUGGAUGAACCAGCGGCAGGCCAAGAAGCUGAAGAGCAAACGCAAGGCAGUCAAAGGAAAACACAAGCUGAAGAAGGGCGUGGCCUGGUAGACCCGCCCUCUACCUCCGGACUUUAUCUUCACUGAGUUCUGAUUCAGCUAGUUUUAACUCACAGGGUUUGGCCACACCCUCUGAAUCUGCUGGCAGGGGGGCGGUGCUUGAUUUUGGAUAAAUGGAGAAGGCGGAUCCUAAUGCUGUAGGGUUCUGCUGGCUGAGAUUAUUGUAUCUGAUGUACAGUAACUGUGUGUGAACUGCUGGGUUAAUGUCUUGUUGGAUGAUUGAGAAUGAUCUGUAUUGUAAUGAUGUGCAUCCUGAUAGAGAGAUGGACAGUGAUACUGCAUUUCUCUGCAGUAGAAUCAGAGAUAUAAUAAUCUGUAAUAUUAAAAAACUACAGGAAUAGUCCAGUACUGUCCAAACUUAAAUCUUCAUCUGCAACAAUAACCAUUCAAAAUAUUUUUUUUUUUAACGGCAUGAAUAAUGUCAUGUUAGGUGAUUACCUUAAACUAUGUCAUUUUGUUGAUUUACCAUAAAUAAAAUCACUUUUGGUCAAUGGAUACAAACAAUGCAUUUUUGGUUGAUUAUUAUACGUGAUACCUAAAGAUAUGUAAUUUCCACAAAUGACAAAAAUGUAAUUUUUGGUUGUUAAUUAUAAAUAAUAGAUUUUGAUUAAAUACUAUAUUCUUUUUGUCAGUGUAGUUUUGCUUAAUUACUGUAAUAAAUACAGUAUAGCUUUGAUCCAUAAAUACUAUAAAUACUGUAAUUGGUUGAUUACCUUAAACAAUUUACACAGUUGUUUAAAAGUACAUGUGGAAACCUGAGCUGUGCUGUUUUUUGGCUUCUUCUUAAAAUCCUCAGUUUAAUUAAAGUUUUGCAUACUGUAAA
Molecule: messenger RNA, 1335 nt
Organism: Astyanax mexicanus (Mexican tetra)
Lineage: Eukaryota; Metazoa; Chordata; Actinopteri; Characiformes; Acestrorhamphidae
Gene: llph
Product: LLP homolog, long-term synaptic facilitation factor
Exons: 3
Coding region: 124-504 (126 amino acids)
Biological process (GO): dendrite extension
Cellular component (GO): nucleolus
Molecular function (GO): RNA binding
Source: RefSeq, a predicted model, not a curated record